AUGCCACCAUUGCGACUCCUAUCACGGGCCCUACCACGCUUCACGUACGGUCGAACGACUCUGCAGCAGCAAAUCCGCCAUCAGUCGACGAAACCUACAGCCGAAGCCACGAACGACUCUCGCAUCUCACGCCUUGAAGCUCGACUUCCACGCUUUUUAGCUCGCUACGUCAAGCCUCUUCGCAAUGCACCCAUCUCUCACAUAACAGCCUUUCUGGUCCUUCACGAGCUCACAGCCAUCAUACCUCUAUUCGGUCUCACAUUCGCGUUUCACAAAUUCGAUUGGUUGCCGCCAGUCUUUUCAGAAGGCUACUGGGUCAAAGAAGGAGUUGAGAAGUUCGGAAGAUACUUCAGACGUAAAGGAUGGAUUAGGGAUGCUGAUGGAGAAGGGUUCGAAAAAGAUGAGAAUAGAAAGGGGUUGGCGAAGUGGUGGCCUAGGGGUGAGGAUGGUGUGAGGCUGCUGGUUGAGGUUGCUACUGCGUACGCGAUCACGAAAGCACUGUUGCCAUUGAGAUUAGGAUUGAGCAUUUGGUUUGCACCGAGCUUUGCAAAGAUAUCGACGCUGCCGAUCAAGAGAUGGAUAACAAGGAAGGCAGCAACCAAGACUCCGGCGGUCACAAAGGCCGUAGCUUCCCCUGCCGCAGGUACCAAUGCCGUAGGAAGCAAGAUCACAAAGUAA
Messenger RNA from Aureobasidium namibiae CBS 147.97, 678 nucleotides. RefSeq lists its product as uncharacterized. The coding region runs from base 1 to 678 and encodes 225 amino acids. The record is from RefSeq and is a predicted model, not a curated record. Gene Ontology annotation, cellular component: mitochondrion. Lineage: Eukaryota; Fungi; Ascomycota; Dothideomycetes; Dothideales; Saccotheciaceae. The transcript is spliced from 2 exons.